GCUGUUGUGCUGCUGCUGCAUUUUCAAGGCAACCAUCGGCGCUAAUGGCGACUGCUGGAACCGCAGACUCGGGAUCAACACUCCCGACAGAUAUUAGGACUCAGUUCUGGAGGAGGGCAUUACAGCGAGGGACCAGCAGCAUUCGAAAAAUGGCCCCUGCAGAGGUGCCUGGCUCUUCAGGCACAACUCAAAGUAUGAAGAAGACCAUUGGGCACCGGGGCGUUGAGACAACAACAGGAGAGACCACGUACAAAAAGACUACAUCGUCUGCCCUAAAAGGUGCAAUCCAGUUGGGCAUUGCACACACAGUGGGCAGCUUAAGUCAAAAGGCAGAAAGAGAUGUUCUCAUGCAGGACUUUGUGGUGGUUGAAAGCAUCUUUUUCCCAAGUGAAGGCAGUAACCUGACUCCUGCUCAUCACUACAGUGACUUUCGCUUUAAGACCUACGCUCCUAUUGCCUUCCGUUACUUCAGAGAAAUGUUUGGCAUCCGGCCAGACGACUACCUGUAUUCUUUGUGUAAUGAGCCACUGAUCGAGCUGUCAAACCCUGGAGCCAGCGGAUCCAUCUUCUAUGUUUCUAGUGAUGAUGAGUUUAUCAUCAAAACGGUUCAACACAAAGAGGCAGAAUUUCUCCAGAAACUCCUACCAGGUUACUUCAUGAAUAUAAACCAAAACAAGCGAACCCUGCUCCCGAAAUUUUAUGGACUGUACUGUGUUCAGGCUGGAGGGAAAAAUAUCCGUAUUGUUGUCAUGAACAAUCUUCUGCCUCGGAUCAUCCCCAUGCACCUCAAAUACGACUUGAAAGGCUCCACCUAUAAAAGACGAGCUUCUCCUAAGGAACGAGAAAAGACUGUCCCCAUUUACAAAGACCUGGACUUCAUCCAGGACAUGCCUGAUAGCCUGCUGCUGGAAGCAGACAACUUCAAUGCUCUGUGCAAGACGAUUCAGAGGGACUGCUUGCUCCUACAGAGUUUCAAGAUCAUGGAUUACAGUCUGUUGAUGGGUAUCCACAACAUGGAGCAGGCAAGUCGAGAGCGGGAGCGCAGUGGGGGCAGCUCGAGAGACGGUGCGGUGUUGGAGGGUCCUGUGACCCCAGAUCAGCGUCGGCCUCAAACUCAGAAAAGUUUGUACUGCACAGCCAUGGAGUCCAUCCAGGGGGAAGCGCGAGGGAAGGGAGCCUUGGAUUCAGAGGAUCAUGUGGGAGGGAUUCCAGCUCGCAAUGCAAAAGGAGAUAGGUUGCUCAUCUACAUUGGCAUCAUCGAUAUUCUCCAGUCCUACAGAUUUAUUAAGAAGUUGGAACAUUCUUGGAAAGCUUUGGUCCAUGAUGGGGACACUGUUUCAGUUCACAGACCCGGCUUCUAUGCAGAACGUUUCCAACAAUUUAUGUGCAGCACGGUGUUUAAGAAAAUUCCACUUAAGCCAUCUCCAUCUAAGAAGAGCCGAAGCGGAGGUCAAGGAGGGCUUAGAAGGGCCCCCACUCUGGGGGCUCCCACCCCACUCUCCCACACAGGAGGACAGUAUUCUGGCGAAUCCAGAUUAGUUUAUCACAGUCAUUUUAGAAGCACAGAGUCAGAGGCUGACAGUGGCGUUCAGUUGGACAAGCCAGAUCUGGUUCCAAGAACUCCUCCACCAUUUGACAACCCUGCUGAUGUGGAGGGCAACCUGUCCACCUCAUCACUGGGCAGCACAGGAGUUUCCGCCACCUCUCCUCCACUACGGUCCGUUGGCGUGGAGGUGCACAAAUCAGCAAACACAGACCACGACCAGGGACCCUCUCAUAGUUUUGGGGCAGAAGGAUCUGCUGAGAAUUCAGGUAACCUGUCUGGAAAUGAAGAUGUAGUUUCUCUGACGGACAUCAUCCCAGAGACUAACCUCUAAUUUUGAAGAAAAACAAAAGAAGCUGACCUGGUGCCAUCUAUGAAGAAGAGGCACCUCUGGAUGUGAUGAGAAGGACAGCAUGAAUGAAAUUCAUCAAUCCAAAGCUCUUGAUUGCACCCACAUUGUUUUUUUCACCACUGCAGUAUAAACAGGAGCUAAGUGGUGGUAGAGAGUUUACAAAAUCAACGAGAGCAGGGAUGAGAAUACAGGAUGCGGUAGACUUCAUCAACCCUGUCUCUGUCCACAUUUGUCCACACCUGUCCCAAAGAACUUUUUAGACCCUAAACAUGGCUGCUCUGUUGUAGCUGCAGCAGUGUCACAUUAAAUAAAAAAUAGGGGCUGUAUAUUGUCCCUCAUCAACACUGGAUGAUGAGGGACCAGCCCUGUCUACAUCAUGAAUAGACGUGCGUAGGCAGAGACAUUUCAACAGGAACUCACUCACUUCAGAGCACAUGAAGGGCGUAGCCUCAAUAGAUCGGUGAACUGUUUGCUUUCUGUGAGUGCGUUCACGUUUCUGUGACCUAAUGCACCGCUCAUGCUCGUACAUCUCCCCAUCAAGGAGACGACCCUGAACCGACGGUGUAAUUAUUAGAAAUCGUUCAGUCAACACUUGCUGCUGUCAGCUUUGCAAUCAAGUAUGCAUUCUUCUCGUUUAAAUACAGUAUUUGUUCAAAGUUCAGUUUUGAAAGGAUAGCAAAUGGGUUGAACCGAACCCGACGAGCUUGUUUUGUUUCAUGUUUUAAGUUAUUCUCGUGGAAGUCACAGUGACAUUACCCAGAUCUCGCCACUGUCGAAUGUAUAUCACGUUUUGCAUCAAAUGUUUCUUAUUAAAACGGCAAUCCACAUUUAUAAAACCCUGAACAUCUCUCCCACUAAUGUGGCUGUACGUGUUGAGUAUGAAAUACAGAGCAAAGAGUUCUUUAAAGUAGUGCUGGACAAUAGAUGCUGUUACAUUUUUUAUUAGUAUAAGUGUUUAAUUUAUUAUCCGUUACGUUUGUGUUUUUCCCCGUGUUUCUUGCAUAUAGUUGACAUUAGUGCGUUAGCUGCGCAUAGAAACUUGCCUUAUCACUACUGCUGAAGUCAUCAAACUUCCACUUGUUUGUCUGAACCAGCUGAUCAGUUCUGAAGGUUUAUAGGCAUUUCAAAUUUCAAUUUGAACACUAACGCUACCACCUACCUGAUCAUCACUAAUCUGAUUUAUCAGCACGGCUAUAAAAAAAUCCCUCGACGUCAGCGAGGAUGUCUAAAUAAUUUCUGCUGGUUACAGAAAUGACAUUUGCCCUUAUUAAUUCUUGGACCAAUAUCACUUAAAGUUGAAUGUGUUGAAGGUUAUUUUAUUGUUUUUUACUUCAGUAUUUAUGCAUUUCCUUCUAAAAUCACUUGCUUAUUAUUUCAUACCUAGUGACUGUAGCAAAACUUGACUUCAUCUCAUCUUCGGAUUCUUUUUGUUACAUUGGGAAGCACACGUGGUCUAUGCAGCAGAGAGGGAAAGUGAGUUAAUAACAAUAAUACAUUCAUUAAUGCACAGAGGUGAGGACUUUAGAACUGAGUGUUUGGUACUCUGAACAAGUACUAGCGCCAAAGAGAAAAGCCAGUAGAACUGAGUUUUGUUGUUGUUGUUGUUUUGGCAUGGUCAGCUUGAUGUGAUGCACUCCUACAUGGACUGAUGGGUUGUCUAUGCUAAAAACACUGGGUUGACCUGUGUUUUAAUGGUCUGUCACGAAACUGGAUGUUUGCUUUUUUUGUUGAACAAUUUCAUUUUUGAGGGGGUGAGUGUUUUGACUUUAAUUUAUUUGUCAAACAUAUUAUUUCAAAACUUAACCCUACAUUCCUAAAAUAAAAACAUUUAUGUACUACAUUUGUAUAAGCAGAGAAUAAUGGACGGAUGGACAGACUGCAUUUGUAGUGGCGUUUUGAACCUGCUAUUUAUCACCUUUUAUGCUUUAGGUGUUUCUGGUAUUAAAUAAAAAUGUUAAAUAUUGUUCAUUUCAAACUCCAGGUGAAAACUCUUGAGAAUCUGAGUCUGAUAAAGUAAAAAAAAAAAAAAAAAAAAUCCAGUUUGUUUGGUGACACCAGGAGUUAUUUUUUGGGGGUAACUUUUUAAAAAUAGUGGUUAGUUUUGGAUGCAGAGCUGAGUUGGAUUUGUACCACAUCAUAGCACAAGAAAAACAUCCUUUGGUGCUCUAAGGGUGCAGGCAGCUGUAAACACUACAGUGAUAUGGAAGUAAUGCAAUAUGAGUCUGCCACCUGUCAGCCUGAAGCUAUAUUUAUUAUUCUGACUGAUUUCUGUAGGCUGAGAUGAUAAAAGUUGUAUGAUUGUAAACGAACUAUACUGACAGAAGGAUGUCUGCAACUUUAUAGCUUAUAUUGCCUAUAAAGAAGGACUAUUUGACAAUUUCACCUUUUUAUAUUUAACGUUUAGAUUGUGAUAUGAUGGCUAUAUACUCUCCAUGACAUUUUCUGGAUGGUUAUUCUUCCAUUUUUCUACAUGAAUGUUUCACAUGGCUUAUGAGCCAGUGUUGCUGGUUGUUCUAUAUGCUUCAAUCGCUAUAU
Messenger RNA from Nematolebias whitei (Rio pearlfish), 4430 nucleotides. RefSeq names its product phosphatidylinositol 4-phosphate 5-kinase type-1 alpha. Bases 45 to 1877 code for a protein of 610 amino acids. Gene Ontology annotation, molecular function: phosphatidylinositol kinase activity. Gene Ontology annotation, biological process: phosphatidylinositol metabolic process. The record is from RefSeq and is a predicted model, not a curated record. The transcript has 17 exons. Lineage: Eukaryota; Metazoa; Chordata; Actinopteri; Cyprinodontiformes; Rivulidae.